This is a messenger RNA of Phasianus colchicus (ring-necked pheasant), 457 nucleotides long. The record is from RefSeq and is a predicted model, not a curated record. NCBI's taxonomy places the organism in Eukaryota, Metazoa, Chordata, Aves, Galliformes, Phasianidae.
GGUGGGCUGGGGGUGGGCUGGGAACCCCCUGGGUGGGCUGGGGCCACCCUGGGUGGGUUGGGAUCCACGUGGGGCGGGUCGGGGCGCCCGGCCGGGGGUCUCCCCGUGGCGCUGGGUGCGCUGACGCCGUCCCCCCCUCUGUCCCCCCCCCCAGAUGCCCCCCGGGAGCGCCCCAACUCGGCCGUCUAUCCGUCCGAGAGCUUCCGGCAGUCCCUGCUGGGCCCGCGCCGCGGCCGCCCCUCGCUGUCCCUCUCCAAGAGCGUCUCCACCACCAACAUCGCGGGGACGUUCAGUGACGAAUCGGCGCUGGGGAUUCGCCGCAUUCUGUCCCAGUCCACCGACUCCCUCAACGUCCGGAACCGCACGCUGUCCGUGGAGUCCCUCAUCGAUGAAGGUGGGGAGGGGUGGGGGGGGGACACGGGGAUGUGGGGACAGGAGGACUCGGGGACAUGGGGAC